GAUAAAAUCAUGCGUAUUCUCAAAUCACUUGGCCCAAGCGCGUUGGACCUUGAACUACGUCUUCUAGGCCCCUCGGCCGAGGAGGAACGCAUAGCACACUCUGCUCUUGAUGAUCAGGAAUCGACCAACUUGCGGGACACGCGGGAUCGGCUACAUGGGUUUUUGAGACUUCUCAUCAAUCGGUUCCAGCGAAAACUUGAUGUGGAUCUGGCUUGCGUAUGUCUCGAGACCAUUCUUCAGCGUUACGGUGACUUGCUGUUCACUCGCCCCGGCUUGGUUGAUUUACAGGGUCCGGUAGAGUCCAUUGAGGGACACGUCCAAUCUCUGCUCGCAGAUGAUGUUCAUCUCGGCGAAGACAAUGAAACACUGAGGUUGGUCUCUAAAGCUGUUCAAGCGAAAUCGGCCAGCCAGUCGUUGCUCACGCGGCGUGUGACUCGAAGUAUUUGUUUGGUAGAUUUCAUUCGGAACCCGACAACUGUACUGAAUCAUUAA
Molecule: messenger RNA, 492 nt
Organism: Echinostoma caproni
Lineage: Eukaryota; Metazoa; Platyhelminthes; Trematoda; Plagiorchiida; Echinostomatidae
Source: the annotation of a GenBank genome assembly